Molecule: messenger RNA, 2088 nt
Organism: Ostertagia ostertagi
Lineage: Eukaryota; Metazoa; Nematoda; Chromadorea; Rhabditida; Trichostrongylidae
Source: the annotation of a GenBank genome assembly
AUGAGCAAAAUAACUCUCCUCCUCCAGUGCCUAGAGGAUGAGUACCUCGCCCUAAGAGAGGCAGUUACCAUCUUCAAGGAAACUACGCAUCCAAACAAACCACCCACAGAAGAUAGGUCCCGAAUCCGCAUUUACUGCGAAGAAAGACUGUGUGAACUUCAAACGGCACAUGAAACUGUGACCGAUAAACUACACGCGCUCCAGAAUGUCUAUGAAAACGUAAUGAAAAUCUACGGCGACGUGCCAAAAGCAGAGAAAAAGGAUAUGCUUGCAGAAAUCGAAGAAUUUAGACAAAAAUACGAUUUCCGCGCAUUGAAACAUGAAGCAGAAAGCGUUGUCUUGGGUCUUAACGCUAGAAUGCGAGAAAUCAAAACCCAAGCAACCAUUAUUGAUCUCCCACGUAUGCAAUCGAGUUCAGCAAUCCAAGUCGACGAGGGUUUGCAACCAUGCACCGAGGACGACUAUCAAGAGGCUGACCCCGUCCAGAACGAUUCCUGGGAAGAGUUUUGGGACACUUUCUCGCUCAUAAUUGAUCAAAACCCGCAACUCAGUGAAUUAGAAAAGAUCCUAUACCUCAAAGACGCAAUACGCGGGAAAGCCCAAAAUUCCAUCAAAAGCAUCCCAAUGAGAAGUUCCAAUUAUAACCUUAUUGUCGAAGUACUGAAAAAGAAGUUCGGCGAUAAAGCGAAUAACAGGUCCCAAAUUGUACAGCAAUUGUUGGACCUACCAAAGGCAGCCACAGCAGCCCAAAAAUGUGUUGAAACUCUCGAAAAAAUAAAUGAUCUUGUUUUCCAAAUGGUUGCCACUGGGUAUGAUAUCCGCAAGAAACAUGACCCGAUGUGGAUCGACACGAUCCUCGCGAAAUUCCCAUAUGAUAUAAUAAAAGACUGUAUGAAAGCAUCCUCAACCGACUCAAAACUAACAGUCGGUAGGCUCUUGGAGGAACUUCACGAACAUGUUUCUUCCAAAGCACUAUUUGAAAACAGAUAUGCGUCAUUGACCUCAAGACGGAUCAAUGCUGAAACAGCGCAACGCGCGAAGACUGCCAAGCAAGAAUCGUGCUUAUUUUGCCAAAGGAAUAACCACCAAACAAAGGAUUGCCGCACAGUACGAACCCCAAUCGAUCGUCGAAACGCACUGAGGGGUCAACCCGUCUGCUGGAAAUGCUUUGCGAGCGACCACAGAAGUCGCGCUUGCUUUCAAAGGAAUUGUCCCAGGUGCAACGGAGAUCACCACAUUUCUCUAUGCUCCUACAACGCAGGAGAAACUUCUUCCGUAACAUCUUCUGUAACAAGUGCACGCACGAAAUCACAAGACGAGACUCGCAAAACAUCCAGUGGUAGCGAUAGAAAAACUACCACACAGAAGGGCACAUACCGUAAUCAGACCAGUCACAUGACUGUCGAUAAAGUGCAAGCAGCCGCACCGACAAAAGAGGAACAAAAAGCCGUGAACAGUUUCUCGAACCAAACACAUGGAAAUUCUCACGAGAAAAACCUCGUCCUCAUGACAGUGGAAGGACAGAUUAAGAACAACGCUAAUGGCUCAUUCGAGAACGUCCUGAUUUUCCUCGAUUCGGGGGCUCAAUGCAAUUUGAUUGCUGCCAGCCUGGCUGACGCGCUCGCUCUUCCGCGAGGUGACCCAUACCAAUGCACAAUGCACGGAAUUGGAGGAACUGCUCAAACCUAUACGGCGCAGCAAGUGACAGCCGUUUUCAGAACGCGGUUCGGAGAAACUCUCGCCAUUAAUUUGAGCACCAAACCUGUGCUCACGAACGCAUUUCCUGCCGCUACACUUACGGAUUUGGAUGUGCAAUUCCUCAAACGAAACCGUAUCUUCCUCUCAAAUACCGCCACGAAUGGUCAGUUAGUCACACCUGCGGUUUUAAUCGGAGUCGAGUCCUACGAACAAAUUGUCCUCCUGGACUCGCCUCCAACAAAAUUACCAUCCGGUCUUUUAGCUCAGGAUACUGUUUUCGGGCCUGCUUUGUUCGGAAAGUCAGACAUUCCCCACUUAAACGCUUGCUCCCAACAAGUGGUUCUAGCAUGUCCCGAAGCAAUAUCAGAUAUCAAACAAGAACUAAAGGAA